Messenger RNA from Ochlerotatus camptorhynchus, 2875 nucleotides. Its product is annotated as oocyte zinc finger protein XlCOF22-like. The transcript is spliced from 4 exons. Lineage: Eukaryota; Metazoa; Arthropoda; Insecta; Diptera; Culicidae. Gene Ontology annotation, biological process: regulation of gene expression. Gene Ontology annotation, cellular component: nucleus. Bases 108 to 2294 code for a protein of 728 amino acids. Gene Ontology annotation, molecular function: zinc ion binding. The record is from RefSeq and is a predicted model, not a curated record.
CUAGUUGUCAGGAAAGAAAAUCCUUCUAAUAAUUAGAUUUUUCCAUCAAAAUAUUACAAAAGAUGUUCCAUUUUGAUGUAUUUUGAUCGCCUCAUAAAGUGAAAAUAAUGAAUGGUCCUUUCCUACCAUCGCAAGGGCUUGAUUUCAACACCGAAUUAACGGCUGCUGCUAUUGCAGCUGUUCCACUGAAUGAUGAUUCCACGGAGGAGCAAGCAGAAAAAGCGUCGGCGACAGUGGCUUUCGCAGUGCCACAAUCUACAUCGGCUGACACUCCAGACGCUAGUGAUGGUGGUCCGGCCGCGGAAAAUCCCAAAAUAAUUUACCUUGAUCGAGUGUGUCGGACGUGCCUGGUAGAGAAGGAGAAAGAACAGCUGAAGGAUUUGUUCGAGUUUUGCCUCGCCGAAACCGUGAUGGCCUGCGUGAACAUUUCAAUCGAAGAGUCUGACGGAUUACCAUGUCACAUUUGUUUGGAUUGUCUGCAGGAGGUGGAGAGGAUAUUAAACUUUCGGCAAAUGUGUGACCGAUCAGACGUGACAAUCCGUAACUUGAUCGAGAAGUCGGUCGUCAUCAAUCAGGAUAGCCAAACGAAGUAUGAAGUGCUGAAUGUUGUGCUAACUGAUGCGAAUGGUAAUACGGAAACAUCCGCCGUAGUGGUUCCGAUUGAAGAACUGCGGUUUCAGUUGAUGAAUGGUGGAAGCGCAACCAAUGUGGUUUCUUCGGAGACUAUCAGUAUUCCGAUAAUGGAGCUUAAUGAUGAAGUGGAACUGUCCGGUUUUAAUAAUGUGGUAAACACGGAAAACAUCAAAAUUGACAUACCAAAGGGUAGUCUUGAGGUGGGGUUUUCGACACCAACGGAUUUGCUGGUCACAGAGGAAAGUAUGGAAGAAACUCUGGUUGAAGAAGAUUUACCUAUUACUGUGAAUCCAAGCGAGUUGUUGAAUGAAGCUACUCCCACACCUUCUUUGAACGAUAUUGAUCCAGAAGGACUAAUACAAGACGAGAGCACUACCAUCGACCAUCUCAAACAGGAGCUGUCUGAGUUUAUAGGGAGUGGAUGUGCUGAUAUACCGAAAGAUCAGGAACUGGAUGACAAUGAUGACGAUGAGAUGAUUCACGUUGACUAUCUGAAAGAUGCGUUGACGGAAGAAUACAUUCAGAUUAUGGAGAAACAGCUGGCGUCGUCAGUAACACGAUCGAAUAAUCCUUUGCAGGAUCGUUUGGAGCAGGAACAUUUUGAUAGUCUUAUAAAUGAUGAAGAACGAAUUCAAGUUGGUGAUCAGCAGGACUGUCUGGACGAUGGCAGAAUUACCGAAGACGAGACGGACGGAGACGAUAAAUUGAACGAUGAUGAUGGCAAAGGUUGCCAUUGCAGGCACUGUGAUAUUGAAUUCGAGGAUAAUCGUCAGUACAAGAAACACAUGAGGAAACAUUCCGAGAAACGUUUUGAGUGUGAGUAUUGCUCGCGCAAAUUUGCCGAACAGUCUUUACUGAGGAACCACACACUGCGCCAUACCGGUGAAAAAGCACACGUCUGCGAGGUAUGCAAUGCACGGUUUUACGAAAAGAAUCUUCUGAACAUGCAUAUGAGGACCCAUGGUGACGAACGGCCGUAUGCCUGCGAUACCUGUGGAAAGCGCUUCAAGACGAAAAGCUUGCUCAACACUCACAGUAAGAUCCAUUUGGGAGAAAAGUCGCAUGUCUGUACGGUCUGUGGAAAGGGAUUCACGUUGUCGUGGCAGCUGAAGGCCCACACCAGGAUCCAUACGAAUGAAAGACCAUUCGAGUGCCAGUACUGUCACAAGCGGUUCAAUCAGAAUGGUAAUCUCAUGAUCCACAUCAGAAUUCACACAGGAGAGAGACCGUUUCAGUGUACGCUCUGUGAAAAGGCGUAUCCUAGUCAAGGGGAAUUAAGCGGUCACAUGCGACAACACACAGGCGAAAAGAAGGUCAAGAAAAUCACCUGUACCGUCUGCAGCAAAGCGUUCGCCGGCAAUGGGGACCUCAAAAUACACAUGCGAACCCAUACGAAGGAAAGACCUUAUACAUGCCAGUUGUGCGGAAAAAGUUUCAUGCUGCACGUUCAUUUAACGGUGCACAUGCGUUCGCACACCGGCGAAAAGCCGUUCGCUUGUACCAUCUGUGAGAAGGCAUUUGCCACCAACUAUCAGCUAAAGAAUCACACCUUCGUGCACACCGGUGAGAAAAAUUACGCCUGCGAAGUCUGCAAUCGACGGUUCAGUUCUUUGGCCAACCGCAACACGCACCGUAAAACGCACGAUCGGAAGAUAUCCUGACAAAAGUACAUGUUCGUAGGUUAAGAGCUAAUCUGUAAUUCCAUUUUAUCGAAGUUCCAGACUGUAUUGUACUAAUAGCUUACACUCUGCUAGUACAAGAAAUUUAUAGAUACUUAAUCAUUAUUGGUCAAUCUUUCGCGCAUUUUGCAGGAGAAUUUGAGCUGAGUAAUAAUUGUGGGAUGGUUACAUUCGAAACGUGAGUAGUGCCAGUCAGUAUAUUAAAAAAAAGCUAAUCAAUGUUCGGUGUGGCCGUAGAAGUUAUGAUAUUAAUGUAUACUAAUACCAGUGCUAUCUACCGUAUCGAUUCAUCAGUAUAGUUAUUAUAGUUCUUCUUAGUUUUAACGCUAUGAGUAGUAUCAACUUAUGAUUAUGCGAUUUCUUAUGAUUAUCCACUUUCAAUUAAAAGUUCAAAUUGUAUUUAAACCGUUUUAAUCUCUCUAUCUAGUAUCAUUAUUACCUGAACCUAUCAAUCAACAAGGUGUGUUUUAUCGUGAACAAUUUGAUCCGUAAACUACCCCAGAAUAAAAAUCUCAUUUACGAUGUACGAAAUGUUUGGUUGAAUAUAAUGGAAUCAGUAGUUA